Messenger RNA from Glarea lozoyensis ATCC 20868, 912 nucleotides. RefSeq lists its product as uncharacterized. Bases 1 to 912 code for a protein of 303 amino acids. NCBI's taxonomy places the organism in Eukaryota, Fungi, Ascomycota, Leotiomycetes, Helotiales, Helotiaceae. The transcript has a single exon. The record is from RefSeq and is a predicted model, not a curated record.
AUGGCCGCUGCUCAUCGCUUGUCCCGGGCACAGAAUCAAGUCCCAGACAAUGGACCUUCCAAAGCAACAGCGUUCCACUCCUUCCCUCGUUUACCCACAGAAAUCCGAUAUCAAAUCUGGAAGAUGGCCAUUCAACCACGUAUUCUAUUUUUAAACAUUCACGUCCACGUAAAGCCACAUCCUCUAGCCGUCCCUAGCUUCAUGGAGCCCACCGGCUAUCAACCUCGUGGACUCUUGCCGAAGCUUUUUUCGGUGUCGUACACCUACGAGAAUCUAAAAGACCAACAAUUAGUUGGAGACUACGUUUCCGACAACACUUUUCCUCGGGCGAGAGACGAUGACAAACUACCACGCGCGCCAGCCAUGCUCUACGUCAACCGCGAAAGCAGAUACCUGAUGCAGAAAAACGGAUAUAAGCUUGCUUUUGCUGGCUAUUACAAGAGCGACUCACCCCAUAAGAAGUUUCUAGAGCGCUGGGAACGACUAGCUCUUGGCGAAGCCCGGAUAUGGGUUAACUUCUCCAAAGAUGUCAUAUUUGUUCAAGACUGGCCGCGACUUAUUGAAUCGCAUGCUCUCCCCAGCCAGGAGUUGAAACUGCCUGAGGAGUUCCAAAAGAUACAGAGACUAGGCUGUAAAGUGUGGUGGGUCAGUAUGUCUGGUAUGGUGUCACAAAAUAUGCAGAAUUGGGAAGCGGCUCUAGGUCAGGCUUUUUCGAUCAGAGGGCUAAAGGAAAUGUUCGUAUGGAAUGUAUAUCGUCCGGGAGUUUUGCCUUCAAUGGUAAAAGUUCAACAAGAUACAGAGUUCGACAGAUGGAAAGAAACAAAACGCAGUGAGGGAUAUGAUACCGACCUUCGCUUACGACAAUUCAUGGCAUGGGUUCCAGAGGUAGCCUUCAUAGACACAGGGGAGUGA